Messenger RNA from Alternaria atra, 2148 nucleotides. RefSeq lists its product as uncharacterized. The record is from RefSeq and is a predicted model, not a curated record. NCBI's taxonomy places the organism in Eukaryota, Fungi, Ascomycota, Dothideomycetes, Pleosporales, Pleosporaceae. The coding region runs from base 1 to 2148 and encodes 715 amino acids. Gene Ontology annotation, molecular function: syntaxin binding. Gene Ontology annotation, cellular component: plasma membrane; secretory granule. The transcript is spliced from 7 exons. Gene Ontology annotation, biological process: intracellular protein transport; vesicle-mediated transport.
AUGGCGUCCAUGAUAGAUAUCCAGCGAGAACUCAUUCUCAACUCGAUCAAGCAGACGACUCGCGGCGACUGGAAGAUACUCAUUGUGGACGAGGACAGCCAAAAGCUCAUCAACAACGUGGUCAAAGAAGAUGAUAUCCUCAACCUCAACAUUACAAACAUCGAGCGCAUCGAAGACCGGCGGCAGACGAUACGCGACAUGGACGCCAUAUACAUCAUCACACCCAAGCCGCACAUCGUCGACUGCAUGAUGGCCGAAUUCGACCAGCGGAGAUACAGGGGCUUCUUCCUGAUAUGGACAACAUUGCUACCACCACACCUCAAGGAGCGCAUAGACCGGUCGCAGAUGGCACGCGAACAGAUUCGGAGCUUCCGAACAGUACACCUCGACUUCCAUCCUCAAGAAUCACACCUCAUCACCUUCAAAGACCCCUGGAGCUUCCCCAUCCUCUACCACCCCGAGUGCAACAACCUUGUGGUACGGCACAUGGAGGACAUUGCAGAAAGAAUAACUGGAAUCUGCGUCGCGCUGGGCGAAUACCCCAUCAUCCGCUACUACCGACCGCGAACUCCAACCCACGAGGCUAGUGUCUUGUGCUCCCAUCUUGCCCGCUUCGUCCAAGACAAGCUAGACAUGUACGCGCAGUUCAACCAAGACUUCCCUCCACAAUCGAACCGACCCCGCGGUGCCCUCUACAUCACCGAUCGGUCCAUGGACCUCAUGGCACCCUUUCUUCAUGAGUUCACAUACCAAGCAAUGGCCAUGGAUCUGCUCCCUAUACAAGACAGCGACAAAGUAACGUACCGCACAAUUGUCAACGAGGAAGAUCCAGGCGCUGAGGAAAAGGACAUGGAGAUAUCUGACAAGGACAAGAUAUGGGUCGAGAAUCGCCAUCGGCACAUGAAGGACACUCUCGACAAGCUGAUCAGCGAUUUCCAAAAGUUCAUCGCCGACAACCCCCAUUUCACCAACCAAGACGCCCAAAACGCUGCCGGCAUGAAUGGAUUGAAUGCAAUCAAGGAUAUGAUCGCUGGAUUGCCGCAGUUCCAGGAGAUGAAGGAGGCCUACUCCUUACAUCUCACUAUGGCGCAGAAAUGCAUGGAGAUAUUCCAGAAGCACAAACUUCCGGACCUGGCCUCAGUGGAGCAGUGCCUGGCUACCGGUCUCGAUGAAGACUAUCGGAAGCCGAAGAACAUGACUGAUCAGAUCGUGCGCACACUAGACGAUGAGGAGAUAACGCCAGCUGACCGACUACGUCUUGUUGCGCUCUACGUACUCUUUAAGAACGGAAUACUACCAGCCGACCUCCAGAAGCUCCUCUUCCACGCACAGCUGCCGCCCACUGACGGCGAAGUCGUUCGUAACCUUGACCUCCUUGGGGCGCGAGUCGCCAGACAGUUGAAAGAGAAAAGAGAUGCUCCACCACCACUAUUCCCCCCUAAAGCAGCACCGCCCCCAAAUGCUGAAGACUACGGUCUGUCCAGGUUCAGCCCCGCGUUACAGGACAUGCUAGAAGAGCACAUUCGCGGCAGUCUGCCCCAGGAUGUCUUUCCUUUCACUAAGAUGUCGCCGGACGAUGCUGCCAGCAUGGCGCAAGACAAUGCUGCGCCUGCGUCCCUUCGCUCUGCGAAACCGACAUGGGCCAAGUCGCGACUCGCCAGUGCCGAGCCUCGUCAACGCGUUAUUGUAUUCGUGGCUGGUGGCGCAACUUACUCCGAAGCCCGGGCCUGCUACGACGUCUCGAACAAAACCUCAAGAGACGUCUUCCUCGUCACCUCACACAUGAUGAAGCCGCAACUCUUCCUCCGCCAAGUUGGCGAUCUCAGUCAAAACCGCCGGAAUCUGCAUUUACCCAUCGAUCAACCACAACCAAAAGCUCCAGCACAUCUGUUCGAGAAGCCUGAGCCACCAAAGCCGGCACCACCUCCCGCUGGCACAAAACCUCCCAUGUCUGGAGGUCUGCCAUCAGGACCCAGAGUCGCUGGUCCGAAGCCCCCAACAGCCGCUCUAGGUGCCAUCAAUCUUAACGCCCAACCGCAAAAGCACAGCCCGUCGUCGUCACAAAGCAGCACGAAGCCUGGUAAAGAGGAGAAAGAAGGCAAGGAAAAGAAGAAGAAGAAGUUGCAUUUGUUUUCCUCGAAACAUUAG